Molecule: messenger RNA, 841 nt
Organism: Jaculus jaculus (lesser Egyptian jerboa)
Lineage: Eukaryota; Metazoa; Chordata; Mammalia; Rodentia; Dipodidae
Gene: Bola1
Product: bolA family member 1
Exons: 1
Coding region: 339-755 (138 amino acids)
Cellular component (GO): mitochondrion
Source: RefSeq, a predicted model, not a curated record
GCCGGGUUCUCUCAGCCGCGGGAUCUGAAGAAACGCAGACCCAGCAGCCGGUAGGAAGCGACACCCCCGGGAUCGGGGCGGGAGAAGUAGGGCGCUGACGGCACCUAAAAGCGCGAAGCUGCUGCACGUCUUCGCCCGAAGUACGGGGCGGCGUGUCACGCGUGGGCUUCCGUAGGGGCCCGGCUCGCUCGUCCUGCCGCAGGGAGGCGGUGCUGGCGGUGGGGCUGGGACCGGUGUGCGGUGUGCGGUGUGCGGUGCGGCUUGUUCCCGCGGCCUAGGGGAAGAGGCGGGAGGACCCGGAGCCGGCGGGAGCUGAGGACGCGCGUCCACUGCCGCAGAUGCUGAGCGCGCCGCUGGGCCGGCGUCUCGCCCCCAUGGCCACCCGCGCGUGCGUGUCGCGGGCCGGAGCUGCGGGCCCGGCCGCGGCGGGCUCGGUGGAGGCCACGAUUCGCGCGAAGUUGGAGCAAGCCCUGAGUCCCGAGGUCCUGGAGCUGCGCAACGAGAGCGGCGGCCACGCCGUCCCGCCGGGCAGCGAGACGCAUUUCCGCGUGGCCGUGGUGAGCGCUCGUUUCGAAGGACUGAGCCCGCUGCAACGACACCGGCUGGUCCACGAGGCGCUGGCCGAGGAGCUGGCCGGGCCGGUACACGCGCUGGCCAUCCAGGCGCGGACCCCCGCCCAGUGGCGGGAGAACCCCCAGUUGGACACUAGUCCCCCCUGUCUGGGUGGAAGCAAGAAAACUCGAGGAACCCCCUGACCUUCUCUCCACUCCCUCACCACCGCUCCCCAGAGCAGGGGAGAUCCUGACCCAGAUGAGAAUAAACUGCUAUACCACUUCUAGUA